CCCCUCCAUCUAAACUGCAUCAUGGCUGACUUCACUGCUGACCAGAUUGAGGACUUCAAAGAGGCCUUUGGUCUCUUCGACAGAGUUGGUGACAGCAAGAUUGCCUUCAAUCAGGUUGCUGACGUCAUGCGCGCUCUGGGACAAAACCCAACCAACAAGGACGUCAAGCAGAUUCUGGGAAACCCAUCUGCCGAAGACAUGGCCAACAAGAGGAUCGACUUUGAUGCUUUCAUGCCCAUGAUGAAGACUGUGAACGCCGCACAGAAGGGAACCUAUGACGACUACGUUGAAGGUCUGCGUGUUUUCGACAAGGAAGGCAACGGCACAGUGAUGGGCGCUGAGCUGCGCAUUGUUCUGUCCACACUGGGAGAGAAGAUGUCCGAGCCCGAGGUAGAUGCUUUGAUGCAAGGUCAGGAGGACGAAAACGGUUCUGUCAACUAUGAAUCUUUCGUCAAGCAUGUCCUGUCUGUGUAAGAAGCCCCCAGCUCCAAGAGAGUGGUGAGAGAAAGGUGGUGUAUCUACAGACCCCAUGGUGUCAGGACAUGAACUAUGUUUUCGAAGACCAACUGAACAACAACAAAAAAA
Messenger RNA from Ictalurus punctatus (channel catfish), 585 nucleotides. It is a transcript of the gene mylz3, whose product is annotated as myosin, light polypeptide 3, skeletal muscle. NCBI's taxonomy places the organism in Eukaryota, Metazoa, Chordata, Actinopteri, Siluriformes, Ictaluridae. Gene Ontology annotation, cellular component: contractile muscle fiber; myosin II complex. The record is from RefSeq and is marked provisional. Gene Ontology annotation, molecular function: calcium ion binding.